Messenger RNA from Acanthopagrus latus (yellowfin seabream), 532 nucleotides. RefSeq names its product cytochrome b-c1 complex subunit 7 (gene uqcrb). Gene Ontology annotation, biological process: mitochondrial electron transport, ubiquinol to cytochrome c. NCBI's taxonomy places the organism in Eukaryota, Metazoa, Chordata, Actinopteri, Spariformes, Sparidae. The transcript is spliced from 4 exons. Bases 71 to 403 code for a protein of 110 amino acids. The record is from RefSeq and is a predicted model, not a curated record.
AGCUGUAAUGUAAGUUGUGCAAUAGUCCGUCUUUACCCACAAGUCACCGCGGUCGUUCUUAGUGUUAAAAAUGGCGUCGAGGGCACCAGUAGCGACAGGCAGGCUCAUGCUUGGGGUCCGCAAGUGGUAUUACAGCUUGUGUGGCUUCAACAAGCUGGGUCUCAUGCGCGAUGACACAUUGUAUGAGGAUCAAGAUGUGAAAGAGGCCAUCAGGAGGCUUCCAGAGGACCUGUACAAUGACAGGACCUUCAGGAUGAAAAGGGCCCUGGAUCUCUCCAUGAAGCAGCAGAUCCUCCCUAAAGAAAUGUGGACAAAAUUUGAAGAGGAUGUCCCUUACCUGACACCAUAUGUGGAUGAGGUGGUCCGUGAGAGGAAAGAAAAAGAGGAGUGGAUGAAGAAAUAGACGGUUCCUGAUCAAAACUGUUGAUCCUGGUCUUUGGUCGAUGCAUGGUUGUCCCCUGGUGUAAUAUUUAAACUGAAAUGUGAUCUAUAAAAGCGCCCAUUAAAUAAAUGUACAUUUUAGAAAAUGUAA